GUAUGUUAGAAGAGGAUUUCUCUUCAGUGCGAACUUCAAGCCUGAUCAUCUGUAUUCUGAAUGCCAUUUGUUUCUUUCCAGCAGCGCUAGGAAACGGAAUCAUACUGAUCGCUAUUCGGCGGACGCCAUCUCUACAUUCGCCUUCGAACACGUUCUUGUUUGGUCUUGCACUGACUGACUUCCUCGUUGGUUUAGUGACUCAGCCGUUAAAUGUCGCCUCCUCUGUCAUUUUCCUUGUCGAAAAGGAAGAAGGUCCAAUCGCUCUUACAUUAGCGUUUGAUUUUAUCUCUGUUGUAUUGACUGCGGCAUCUUUUAUGAUAGCAACUGCUAUAAGUAUCGAUAGGUACCUGGUAUUUUACCUGCAUAUGAGAUAUCAAGCUAUCGUCACCAACAAAAAAGUCGUGGCGAUCAUCGUUUUAUGUUGGUGUUUAUCCUGUUUAUUUGGGGUCAUUUGGACCCAAAAUACUACAGCCUAUUAUGUCAUUGGAAUAGCAAGCUUCGUUAUCUCCAUUUUUAUUAUUUCUCUGAUGUACUUUAAAAUCUAUAGAGUUGUGAUACGUCAUCAGGCCCACAUACAAUCUCAAGCUCACGUUGGAAUCGCCCCAAAGGAAGCUUUAUCGCAUUUGCAGUUCGCACGUUUCACUAAAUCUGCUGUGAAUACGUUUUACGUUUGCUUCAUUUUCUUCCUUUGCUUUUUUCCAUAUGCUUGUACAGCUGGCUUGAUUCAAAUGACAGGUCCAAGCCUUACCAAAGAUAUUGCACUGCAAUACACAGGAACCAUAACAUUUAUAAACUCGUCGCUGAACCCAUUAGUUUACUUUUGGCGGCUUCCUGAAAUUCGAAAGGCGAUAAAGAAAAGUCUAGGAUGUUGCUACCACGGACGCAUUGGCUGGCGACAAGAAAGCAAAGAGAGGAGUGACAAAACUUCCAAGACAUAGAAAAUACUUCCAACUCUGAUAUUGAACCAAAGCUCCACCAUCAUAAUUUUCCGCAUUCGAACUCUGUUUUUUAAAGUUGAAUAAUAUGGUCGUGUAGACCUUAGACAAAAGAUCAGCUGCUUUCAUGAUACUCAAUGACCAACAAUUGAGUUUGUCGUUUUAAAUGUCUUCAGCUCGAAUUUUGAAAUUUCUGACCUUGGGGAAACUUGCAGGAAACAGAUAGGAAGUAUACAAGAACAUUAACACUAAGCUAGUGGAAUAGAUCGUUAUCUUCUGAAAUAGAUCUUCCGUCAUUAGAUUACGUUUAUUAACGACUAAUUUAUUCAAACAGACAAAGUUAAGUAUCCGCCAGCAACUUCCACUUACCGUGGCCUUAUCAGCCAAAGUUUUGACGAUCGCGGAAGUUCUACUGACAAUAAU
This is a messenger RNA of Stylophora pistillata, 1358 nucleotides long. RefSeq names its product melanocyte-stimulating hormone receptor-like. Gene Ontology annotation, molecular function: G protein-coupled receptor activity. Gene Ontology annotation, cellular component: membrane. The record is from RefSeq and is a predicted model, not a curated record. Gene Ontology annotation, biological process: G protein-coupled receptor signaling pathway. Lineage: Eukaryota; Metazoa; Cnidaria; Anthozoa; Scleractinia; Pocilloporidae.